Molecule: messenger RNA, 4541 nt
Organism: Morus notabilis
Lineage: Eukaryota; Viridiplantae; Streptophyta; Magnoliopsida; Rosales; Moraceae
Product: Fanconi anemia group I protein homolog
Exons: 14
Coding region: 70-4272 (1400 amino acids)
Biological process (GO): DNA repair
Molecular function (GO): DNA polymerase binding
Source: RefSeq, a predicted model, not a curated record
CAAAACCCCGCCCUUUCGCCUUCACUGCGAACAAUUCUAGAGAGAGAGAGAGACAAAAACGACGCCGUCAUGAGCACCGCCGCGGAGCCACCGUCACUAACGGACGCCGAUAUCGUGCGCUUGGCCCAAACCUGCGCACCCCUCCCUUCUUCUCUCCUCUCCUCCAAUGCACACCCACUCCUUCUCUCUUACGUCACUUCUCUCUCCUCAUCUUCAUCUUCUUCUUCGGUCUCCGAAUACGUACAGUCUCUUCUCUAUUUCAUCUCUCUCUCUCCUCAAACCCCUUCUCUCUCUACCCUCCUCAGCUCUCUCCUUUUCUCCUACAUUGACCUCUUCACCUCUUGCCGUAUCCCUCAUGAUCAUAAUUCUCUCAAAACCCUUCAAUUCUUCACCACGCUUCUCGAUUUCGUCCCCGCUGACGAAAUUCCCCGAACCGUCGACUUGAUCGUGGCAUAUCUACCGGAAAUUGUGGAUUCCGAUGACGCUCAGGUGGUUGAUCUCGUUCCCCGGUGUCUGUCUUCGGCGCGCAAUUCGGAGGAGGUUGAUUGCGGUAAGGGUUUCACAGGCGCAGUCUUCGACCGGAUUCUGGACUGUGUUUGGUCCAAGGGGCUUUUGGUUAAGAUGGUUUUGAUUGUGAGGGACUUUCCGUUUCUGGACAAGGGAAGGGUUGGUGAGUUUGUAGAUAAGGUGUUUGAUGGAAUAACUCGGGUCGACCUGCAGGACUUGCCGUCGCUGGUGUACCAGUUGUUGGUUCUGGCGUCCAAAGGGUUUAGCAAGAGGGAUGUGAUUGAAGGGAUUGUCGUGUUUUUCGGGUCCAAAAUGGAGCGGAAAUCGAGCUCCAUUGUUAGGCAAGUUGAAGGGACUGUUCUGCUCCAUGUGAAUUUCGCAGUAAAGCAGGACCCUUCUUUGGGGCAAGAGAUUAUGGGGCUUGUCAGAUUGGAUCUUAGAGCUUUCAACCAUUUCACUGUCGCUAUUCUCUUAUCGGUUGCAAGGGUUCGGAAGUUUGGUGAGAGUUCGGUUGGGGUUUUGAAAACAGCUCUGCUCACUGCCUAUCGCGAUUACAAGUUUGCCAGAGAUUGCAAGUGGUUAUCUGAUGAGUUGAAGGAAGAAUACCUGCAAAAUGUCAAAGUAGUUGAGAAGGCUAUGUUAAGAGCUGUUAAUGAGAGCAACUAUGGAAGAGAACACAUUGUCCCUAGCAUUGUGCAGUUUGCUUUUCUGCUCUUAGAGUCGGUGGAAGAGGAGAAUUUUAGAGAGAUUUGCCACUCUAAUGGUCUGUUAGGGAUGGAAGAUCUUGCUUUUCAGAUGCUUAAAGCUCUAUUUGAGGUGUAUGAUAUGGCAAGAAAUGAGAUCAUUGAGCAAUGCAAAUUUCGGAUCCUUUCUUUGAAGCCUGCCCAGAGCAUGGCAAUCAUUAGAUUGCUUGGUGAUCUGGUAGAGAACUUUCCGUAUCUCAUAUUAGAGCACGUUUCGCAUUUAAAAGAAUUGUUGGAUUAUUUUACUUUCAUGCAUGGAAAGGUUGCUUCUGGUAUUGUUUCUGCUCUAUUGCCUCUUACCAAAUUCAGCCGUGAUCUUCAGGAUUACACCAUUUUGGUCAUGCGCAAGGCCAUGUUUAGACAGGAAGAAGCAAUUCGUCUUGCAGCAACUAAUGCCAUUAUCAAUCUUAUACUGACGGAGAAGCAAUCAAAGAGAGAUGGCCCAUUUUCUUUUCAAGAGUCAUCUAGCCAAGCCAGUAGCAGCCAACAAGCUCAGCUGCCCUGCUGUGUGGGAGGCCUCUUUCAAGAACUGAGUGGUUUGCUGCAAAGGUGUCUUUAUCAGCAGGCAAAAAUUAAAGAAGCCAUGUAUCACGGACUUGUAAAGCUGGUCUUGCUUGACCCGUCAACUGGCAGUGCUGUCUUUGAUCUUUUGUUGCCCCACUUCCGUCGGUUUUUCAGGGAGGAUGUCGAGGUAGAGCUAAGAAUAUCCAGUUGCGUUAAAUCAGAAAAUGGCAAAGUUUAUAUUGAAGAGCCCCUAGAUAGUCUACUGCACUGUGUCUCCUGGAUUCUACUUCUACAGCAACAUGGUAAAACUGAUCGAGUCUUAGAUUCCUCUUGGGCAUGUUUUGGUUUCUCCCUCUCACAAGAAAAUGAGAAGGAAGCAGGAAGAUGUUUAACUGGUGAAUCAUUCUCCAAUGCUUUCCUGAAGAUCCGGCAGUUUCUAAGGAAUCAGAAACUGGGAGACAUUGUGGGUCAAAGUACGGACGGAGGCUCGGCAUCCCUUGAUGCGGAUAAAAGCAAAUGUUGUGCACUGGUUUUAUCAGGAAUCAUUGAAGUGGUAAUAAAUGCUAUUGCUAAUGAGUUGGAGAAAGCAACAGAUGUGAAUAAACUGAAUCUUGAAAAGGAGCUUAUUGAGUUUAUUGAAAUUCACGAAUCACUGGGAAAGGACACAUGCUUGUCAAGGCAGGCUACUGGUACUAGAAGAGGAAAUGUACGGACUGCUGCUCAUGAUCUACACGACAGCUUGGAACCAGGCCACACAAAGGUGACUCAAGGACAAAAUUCUUUCUUGGCGACCUCUAGUAUCUACCAGAUCAUGGAAAUGAUUCCGAAACUAUAUGAUCCUGGGAGCUUUGAUAGGAUUGGAACUUCUCAAAACCAUAGUCAGCAAUCCCAGAGCAAGAAAUCAAAAGGUUUCCCUAUAAUUAUAUCUUUCAUCCUGGGUGUCUGCCUUCGUCAUAUAAAAUCAUUUCCUGUUCUUGGAAAAGAUGAUUCAUUGAGAACUUUGUUUUAUGGGGAUAUCAAGAUUCUUGGACCCCCAUUGUUGAGAUUUAUAUUUUUCCUAAACUUAGGGGCAAAGUACGAGACAAGUCAGAAGAAAAAAGAGGCAAAGGGAAAGAAAGAUGUUGAAGAACUAAGGGAGCAUUUUCAUCAAGCCUUAGUUUGCUUGAAGGAAUUGAUAAUGAUUAGUUUAAGAAGUCCAGACCCAACUGCUUUGCUUGAAGAUUUGUUGUCAGUUUCUACUGUUGAGGAUGCCAGUUUGGAUGAUGACUGCAAAAGGGCCUCAAGGAUUGAUGAUCAACCCACAAGAAGAAAAGAACUCUUCAUUGUGAAAACUUUGAGGCUGAUGUUCUUCACGUCUCUUGAACUUUCCUUUCCCGAUGAAGUUGAGGUUAUUUGUGCUAUGAUAUUGAUGAUUGGAGAGAAUUUGCCAUGUGAAUUGAGGAAUUCUCAUGGAUCCUGGGCAAUUAGUGUCUGCAAAGCCAAGAACAUAACAAAUUCCAAGAUUGCAAAAAGUGUUGUUACACUUGCUAUAUCUUUAAGCUUUCCUCCAAACGAUUUGAUCAUAUGUCAGGACAUGGCCACAGAGCUGUUGCAAGUUAUGGGAUCGAAGACAUGUGAACCGGUGAGAGUGUCUGAAGCAUAUCCCCUCUUGAAUCACUCUACAAGAAAUGCAAUAAGUUCUUGCAUACUGCACUUGAUGGAAACAUUUAUACUCGAUAUGGAUUGGGCCAUAAAGAAGCUGAAGACUUUCUCUUCACUAAUCCUCAGAAGCAUCCAUGUUAAUACUAAUGGAGAACACGCUCCGGGGCAAGCAUUUGAGGAAAAUCUCUAUUCUAGGGCAGAAGCGGUUACGAAAGUACUAGCAUCCUUUGUUUUAAUGAGCCUUAACGAUCCUCAAGCUGAGACUUUGCUUCGAUUGGCGGCAAGGUUUUACAAGCAUUUAGCUCAGAUGUCAAAGCUUAGAAUAGCUCCAAAAGGUUGCAAGCAAGUUUUGCCUUCCCUUAAGUUCCAGAAGCUUGUGGAGAUUACUUGCAGGCAGGUCACAGUUCCUCUGUACAACUUUGUGGCCGAGAUGCAAAGGAGUCAGCAAGAAAAUUCUAGCAGCAAAGGAAUCAUCAACAGGAUCAAAAGAGAGAACAGGUGCAUUCCAGACUUGAUCUUUCAGAUAGAAGAUUAUGAAAAGUAUCUCAUUCAGCUAAGCAAGCUAAGUAAAAUCAACUUGUUGAGACAUGCAAAGCGAAGUACUGCCCGGGAUUUCAAAAUAAUAGACACGACCACCAACCGCGAAGCUGCUGCUGCGGAGAACAAUCCCGUUGCAGCAGAAAGCGAGACGUGUGAAGAAGACUCAGAAGACAGUGAAGGAAGUGGGGGGUCUGAGAAAGUUCUAUCUCCUGAAACUGGCAGUGCUUUGGCUGCAGAGGAUUCGGAGUCCAAUGGUGAAGAAGAAGGAGAAAUUGCUUUUCCAAAUGCCAAGAGGAUGAGGAGAUACGGAGUUGUGCAGGAUGAUGAUGCGGCUUGAGAAGCUAGAACAAGUUAAGGCGACUUUUUGUCCUUUUUUGCUUGAAUGGUUGCCCCUUUUUGAGAGCCCUCUUUUCAUCCUCACCGUCCACAUGGAAAGUGACUGGAAAAGGCCUAAUGGGCACUUUCCUUCAUUUUCACAAAGGUUAGAAACCAACAUUUUAGUUUGCAUUAGAUUGGCGGGGAAAUAUGAGCAAAUACCAGUGUUGUUCUACUUUAAUUCUGAGGGUGAAUUACAAAUGACCCUUUUAAGAUCAAGAGCAAAAGAAU